GAUUUAUAUUUGGCAACACUGCUUCUGAAUCUGUCUCUUUUCGGCGUAGACUUUCGGCCCGCGUAGUGAUCUGAAGGAAAUCUACAAAGUUCGGGCCUACUAAAUUAAACUUCAAAAUGGUAAACUUCACUGUUGACGAGAUCCGGCAUCUGAUGAACCGGAAGAAGAACAUCAGAAACAUGUCUGUAAUAGCUCACGUUGAUCACGGAAAGUCAACCCUAACUGAUUCCUUGGUAUCAAAAGCUGGUAUUAUUGCUGCAGCAAAAGCUGGGGAAAUGAGAUUCACAGAUACUAGGAAAGAUGAGCAAGAACGUUGCAUUACCAUCAAGUCUACUGCCAUUUCUAUGUAUUUUGAGCUUGCUGAAAAAGACAUGGUAUUUAUUAAGGAUGAACACCAGAAAGAAAAAGAUAUUAGAGGUUUCUUAAUUAACUUGAUUGAUUCUCCUGGACACGUUGACUUUUCCUCUGAAGUUACAGCAGCCUUACGAGUAACAGAUGGCGCCCUUGUCGUCGUAGACUGCGUUAGUGGUGUUUGUGUGCAGACUGAAACGGUACUCAGACAAGCCAUAGCUGAACGUAUUAAGCCUGUUUUGUUCAUGAAUAAAAUGGAUCUGGCCUUGCUAACCUUGCAGUUGGAACAAGAAGACAUGUACCAAGCUUUCCAGCGUAUUGUUGAGAACGUUAACGUAAUUAUUGCUACAUAUUCAGAUGAAACUGGACCAAUGGGUGAUAUUAAUGUGGAACCAUCUAAAGGAAAUGUUGGCUUCGGUUCUGGAUUGCAUGGCUGGGCAUUUACUCUAAAACAGUUUGCAGAGUUAUAUGCUGAGAAAUUUAAAAUUGAUGUUGACAAACUAAUGUCUCGAUUAUGGGGUGAAAAUUUCUACAAUCCUGCCACCAAAAAAUGGGCCAAGAAACCUGAAGAAGGUUACAAACGUGCUUUCGUCAUGUUUGUUUUGGAACCUAUUUAUAAGGUAUUUGAUGCCAUUAUGAAUUAUAAAAAAGAAGAAACAACAAAACUCCUUGAAAAGCUGAACAUUGUGCUAAAAGGUGACGACAAAGAGAAAGAUGGUAAAAAUUUGUUGAAGGUUGUCAUGAGAACUUGGCUUCCUGCUGGGGAUGCUUUACUUCAGAUGAUAGCCAUCCAUCUUCCAUCACCUGUAACUGCUCAGAAAUACAGAAUGGAAAUGUUGUACGAAGGUCCUCAUGACGAUGAUGCUGCCGUAGCUAUUAAGAACUGUGAUCCAAAUGGACCUCUCAUGAUGUACGUGUCUAAGAUGGUACCAACAUCUGAUAAGGGUAGAUUUUAUGCCUUUGGACGUGUGUUUUCUGGAACAGUAUCAUCUGGCCAAAAAGUCAGAAUCAUGGGACCAAAUUAUACCCCAGGCAAAAAGGAAGAUCUUGCUGAAAAAGCCAUCCAAAGAACUGUUCUCAUGAUGGGCCGUUACGUUGAACCAAUUGAAGAUGUCCCUUGUGGUAACAUUUGUGGAUUAGUAGGUGUUGAUCAGUUUUUGGUCAAAACCGGUACCAUUACAACCUUCAAAGAAGCCCACAACAUGAGAGUCAUGAAAUUCUCUGUAAGCCCUGUUGUCAGAGUUGCAGUUGAACCCAUGCAUCCUUCUGAUCUGCCAAAAUUGGUUGAAGGCUUGAAGCGUCUAGCAAAGUCGGAUCCUAUGGUGCAGUGCAUCAUUGAAGAGUCUGGUGAACACAUUGUUGCUGGUGCUGGGGAACUUCACUUGGAAAUUUGUUUGAAAGAUUUGGAAGAAGAUCAUGCUUGCAUUCCACUUAAAAAAACUGAUCCUGUUGUAUCCUAUAGAGAAAGUGUUUGUGAAGAGUCUGGAAUAAUGUGCUUAUCUAAAUCUCCGAACAAACACAACAGAUUGUACAUGAAAGCAAUGCCUAUGCCUGAUGGUCUGGCUGAAGAUAUCGACAAGGGUUCUGUGAAUCCUAAAGAUGAUUUCAAGGCUCGUGCUAGGUACCUAGCUGAAAAGUAUGAAUGGGAUGCUACUGAAGCAAGGAAGAUCUGGUGCUUUGGUCCUGAAGGAACUGGUCCUAAUCUUUUGAUAGAUGUUACAAAAGGUGUACAAUAUCUAAAUGAAAUAAAAGACAGUGUUAUUGCUGGCUUCCAAUGGGCAACUAAAGAAAGUGUGCUAUGUGAAGAAAAUAUGCGUGGUGUGAGGUUCAAUAUUUAUGAUGUAACAUUGCACGCUGAUGCUAUACAUAGGGGUGGUGGACAAAUUAUCCCCACUGCCAGAAGAUGUUUCUAUGCAUGUGUCCUAACAGCUCAGCCACGUGUAAUGGAGCCUGUAUAUCUUGUAGAAAUCCAGUGUCCUGAAGGAGCUGUUGGUGGUAUUUAUGGUGUAUUAAAUAGAAGAAGAGGUCAUGUUUUUGAAGAAUCCCAGGUUGCAGGAACACCUAUGUUUGUCGUCAAGGCUUACCUACCUGUAAAUGAAUCAUUUGGUUUUACUGCUGAUUUGCGAUCACAUACCGGUGGACAAGCUUUCCCUCAAUGUGUGUUUGAUCAUUGGCAAAUUCUACCAGGUGAUCCAUUGGAUGGAAAGUCCAGGCCUCAUCAAAUUAUUAUGGACACAAGAAAACGCAAAGGACUUAAGGAGUCUCUACCAGAUCUUGACCAAUAUCUAGAUAAAUUAUAAAAAGGGACUAAUUUAAGAACUUAAAAAAAAAAAAGAAAAAAUACUAGACAGCUGAUAUUUGUAAAUGUGAAUGGAAUAUUGAAUUGAAUAAACUGCUGGCUAGAUA
This is a messenger RNA of Uloborus diversus, 2757 nucleotides long. RefSeq names its product eukaryotic translation elongation factor 2-like (gene eEF2). Lineage: Eukaryota; Metazoa; Arthropoda; Arachnida; Araneae; Uloboridae. Gene Ontology annotation, biological process: translational elongation. Gene Ontology annotation, molecular function: ribosome binding; GTP binding; translation elongation factor activity. Bases 117 to 2651 code for a protein of 844 amino acids. The transcript has 13 exons. Gene Ontology annotation, cellular component: ribonucleoprotein complex; cytosol. The record is from RefSeq and is a predicted model, not a curated record.